UUGGCGCUAUUGAAACCAGUGACCAGACUGGGUUGAUUUCCAGAGGAUUAAACCUCAUGAUACAUCGGUAGUGUUAAGACCGCUACAGAUAAUUAUCAGCUAUAACAACUCAGGACCAGAUUGUAGUUUUUCCACACCUAAGCUAACAGACAUUUAAUGGACGGAGUAGGCCAGGUGGUCAAACAAUAAAAUCAGAACAGGUAUAAACCAACCCCGCCUUUGCCUCUAAGUCGCCACAGUGAGCUGUUCAGAUAUAACAGAGCGAUCCAGAAUAUCGCCCGAGUUGUGGGUCACUGAGGGCACAGGUCUGCCGUGUAUUGCUUGAUUACCUCGUCACUUAUCUCAUUGGGUAAACCACACUCAACCCUUAUACUUCUGCAUGCAGGCCUGUCCAUCAGACCUAUCAACGAGGCCACGGAUUAUAUCAGCACAAUCUACUCCAGUCACAAGACGUAUUCACCAUAACUUGCUUAAACAAAUUAUGACCAAUGAUAAAAUGACAAGAAAGUGUCGGCUCCUGUGAUCCUGUAUCAGUUGAUUGCCCCGGACUCUCGGCCAGCCAGGAUGGCAUACCCACAGACCUGUUUUCCGCUGAUUCUAUUGCUUCUACGUACAGUUUCUGGAUCAAGCUCCUGUGGUGCCACUGACUGGCAAGCGAUGGUGCAUGUCAACGAGAGCGUCACAAGCGACACAGUUCUCAUACCUUGGUCUCAGGAUGACACAAUUACUCAACCAGGAAACUUUGUCUGGAAACCUGGCGGAAUUUGUAAUACGUUCCUUAAUGUGACAGCAACAGGCUUAAUCACCACAAAGGAUUUGGAUUUGGAAUCUGGGAAUAAUCUGACGGAGCGCAUGACAUGCAAUUUCGAUUGCAAGGAUGAGAGAGGACAGACUCUUAGUUAUCCUCUCCAGAUAUGGCUGGCAAAGAUAAAUGAGUACAGUCCUCUUUUUCACCCCGAUGUGUACCAUUUCCAUGUUCCAGAGCUGUCUCCAAAUGGAUAUGCUGUGAACAAAAAUAUCGCUUGGAAUGUUACCGAUAGGGACGUCGGCGACAAAGUCGCAAGCUAUUCCUUUCAGUCAAUAACUGACCAAGCCUUUUAUCUUUCUGAUACUACGAGCGGGAAAAUAGCUGUGAAGAAGGCGUUGGAUUACGAGACUGGUCCAAAGAAUUACACUGGAAUUCUUUUGGUUUUCGAUGACGACACAAACUUGAGGCGUACUGGAACCGCCACUGUUUUCAUAUCAGUGGAGGACGUUGAUGAUGAGAACCCUGGUUUUAGGUCAGAUCAUUACAGCCUACAGAUCCCGGAGGAGAAUUCCAGUUGGACGAACGUCCCGUUAUUCACCAGUCCUAAGCUAGAGGCCUUUGACCAAGAUCUGGGUGUAAACAGCGACAUUUUGUACAGACUCGUACCCGGUCCACCUGAACCACAGGCGCUCCACGAGCUGUAUCACAAUUUCAAUGUGGACAAGGACACUGGGGCUAUCACGAUGGCAAACAAGCUAGACAGAGAGCAGAUCAGAAAGGAUGGGAUUACUCUACCUUUCUCUUUGUAUAUCGAGGCGUAUGAGAACAGCACGAUUCAGCGCUCCAACAUAACAGUUGUCAGCAUCACUGUGACAGACUUGGACGACAAUCGGCCUGUGUUCUCACAUUCCUUGUAUACGACGGAAAUUGUAGAACAGCCUACUUUCGGCAGCACCGUGGCCUUCGUGACGGCCACGGAUAGUGACGAGGGCGUAAAUUCUUAUUUCACUUACAAGCUUCUAAACGGCACUGAAUAUUUUGGGGUGACGGGCAACGAGACAGGACCAGGAAUUAUUGUAGUGAAGAAUGGCACAACGCUGGACAGGGAAACGAACCCAACUUAUUGGAUCAAAAUUGGAACAAACACAGACACGGACCAAAAGCACACGACUAUUUUACAAAUAUCACUACAAGACGUCAACGACAAUGUUCCUAUCUUUGAUGAAAAGGAGUACCAUUUUGAAGUCCGUAACAGAACAGCUUCGGGAGGCUCGUCUAUGGUUUUAGUUGGUGAUGUUCUGGGUACAGUAUCAGCAUCCGAUAAAGACGAUGGAGAAAAUGGCAGAGUUUCCUAUUCAUUUGGGAGUCCCGGAAUCGAUGGUUAUCUGAGCAUUGACCCAACGUCCGGAAAAAUAACGGUAUCUCGUACGCCUUUACCCUUGGAAGGGGACAUUGCUUCAUUGGAGUUCUAUGUCAAGGCGACAGACCACGGCAACCCUCGGUUGGAAUCGGUGACGUUAGUCAAGGUAAUACAAUACAAUGACGACAUCAGUUAUUUCCUGUACGCUGAUGUGUCCGCCGAUCUUCUGAGGCGUGAUAAGGUCCCCUUACAAGGAAAUCUGAGUGCAAUACUGGGUGAGGACGUGACAAUAGCUAAUGUGAUACCGGACAACAAAGGUGGUUUGGAUUUAUCCAGAUCACAGAUUCAACUCACGGCCACCCAUUCCAACGGUACCCCAGUGACAAGAGAUCAGCUCAGAAGCCUGGCUAAUCGUCAUCACGCAGAAAUCCAAGCCUUGUUCGAUGCCUACAAGCAGACCAAUCCAUCAGGGGAGAAUUCCGAAGAGGGGCUGGGUCCAGCCGUUAUCGCACUCAUUGUCAUUGUCUGUGUUGUCUUCAUCACGGCGGUCAUUGUCUUAUUGGGAUACUGCCACAUGGCGCGGAAAAUGAAGAAGUUGGCGCGCUUGGAUCAGAACAUGACUCUGCGACCGACAAUUUAUGAAACUCAAGAGUUGAAAUUAGACGUUGAGGGCGAAACCUCUGAUUAUGACAAGUCCGAGUCCUUGGAAGAUGAAGACGUGGCAGAAAACGAUGUGGAAGAGGGCAUUUCUGAACUCCGAUGGAAUCCCGCUUACACUGGGGGGGAUAAUGUGGUCAAUUUUUCGGAAGUAACCGAGCUGAAGCAGUACUUCACAUACCCGCCAGUUAGGAGUUCGGAGGAUACUGAAGCUGAUGUCAGUGAUACGCACAAAAGCCAGGGUGACGCUGACACGGUUGUUAGUCAGGAAAAAGCUACUGACGGCUCCGUUACAGACGUCGAGGACACAGAGAACGUGUUAAGUGUGCCUCUACAUGGGGCAGCAACGGAUGAGGUUUCAACACUCACUGAAUUAACAACCGUACCCGAACCAGAUAUGGACAGUGAUGAGUCAAGAGCUUCUUCUCCUGUGUCUGAGACAGUGCCGUUUGAAAGGGAAGACGGUCCUGAUGGCCAAGAAGAGGUUUCUUCGCAAUCACAGUCUACACCCCCCGAAUCACCCAAACCGCCACGAACCGAACAAUUAGUGCCACCUAGAGAGACUGACGGGCGUGCUUCAUCCGACAGUCUUAUUCAUCUCGCGCCACCCAUUCCAGUAACUAACUCGGAGCCUCAGUUGCCACUACAAAGCACGGGUUCCCUUGAGCACUACAACCCUACAGAGGAUUACGAUAUGAACACGGAGACAGGCAGCGUACCCGACACAGAUAGUAAUGAAGUAGCACGGGGUGCAGGCCCAGAACCUGAUCCGGAUUAUAACCACCUGGUGCCAUUACCUGAGCCCAAACCAGACUAUGCUAAGGUAUCCUUCUCUGACACAACCAUUGCCAUUGAUACUGACAACAAGGUCGAAGUUAUCAAACAGAUCCACGACGAAGAAGAAUCGGUUAGCGAGGAAACAUCCACACAAGCAGACGACGACGAUGUUGCAAAAGAUGACUUACCGGCAGUACCAGACGCUACUAAACAACCGCCUUUAACUGGCAAUAGCAAUCAAGUUGUUAAUGACGAGAUGCCAUCUACCACUGACCGUAAUUCGGAUUCAAAGAGCAAUCUUCUUCCACCGGCGGGUCCAUCCGAAUCAAAACCGGAAGUAACCCUUGGCUUCGCUAACGCUGCGUUUUUACAGGAGUUGAAGGAAAAAGCCAAAGAAAUCAAGAGUAAAAGCUUUUAUUUUUCUGAACUGUUAACACAUUUUUAGGAAAUAAAUUGAUUUCAUCCUAAUUUAGUGACGGUUUUUCCCAGCUCACCAUUAUCCGAUCACAACUGUGCGAGGCUUUCAUUCUGAAUCGGAUAAUCGACAAUUACAUGAAAAUCACAAGGCUGGAAUUUCGGCUGGGUAUACUUGGAUGUUCUGACUUCAAGGAUUAAUCUAUUGUCAUUGGUGCUAUCUCUAAAUGUUUCAUCAAGAAUUAUAAGAAACAUUAAGAAUCCAUGAUCCUGUUCUGUUUUUGUCGUGUGUGCUUACUGUGUUUGACAGGCAAUGUUUCCACGCUUAUUGACCGAAUUUUUAUUUAAUUCUUAGAUGUGUGGGAUGCAUUGUUCUAUUAAUCUACCAUAAAUUCGGCGUUAUCCACGUUUGUUUGUAAAACCCAAAGCUCUGUCUCAUCCAUGUGGAUAUCUAUAAGCAAACGCCUACAUUUACAAUAAUCCAGGUGACAAAAAACACUUCAAUAUGCAGCAAACCCAUUUAUAA
Molecule: messenger RNA, 4482 nt
Organism: Liolophura sinensis
Lineage: Eukaryota; Metazoa; Mollusca; Polyplacophora; Chitonida; Chitonidae
Product: cadherin-related tumor suppressor-like
Exons: 23
Coding region: 565-3987 (1140 amino acids)
Biological process (GO): homophilic cell-cell adhesion
Cellular component (GO): plasma membrane; cell-cell junction
Molecular function (GO): calcium ion binding
Source: RefSeq, a predicted model, not a curated record